This is a messenger RNA of Alternaria novae-zelandiae, 834 nucleotides long. RefSeq lists its product as uncharacterized. The transcript is spliced from 2 exons. Lineage: Eukaryota; Fungi; Ascomycota; Dothideomycetes; Pleosporales; Pleosporaceae. The coding region runs from base 1 to 834 and encodes 277 amino acids. The record is from RefSeq and is a predicted model, not a curated record.
AUGUCGUCGCAAGAUCCGCUUGAUCGUUUUGUAAUAGGGUAUCCGAAACUGGCUGCACAGAUGGAGAUACUGCCUGAGCUCGCUGUAUUCCGCAGGUUUGGGGCUCUCAAUGCUCAAAACCUGCUGUACAUGCAAGCUGAGCUCACAUAUCUGGAAGAGAAGCUACGAAAGCAACAGCUGGCCGACAAAAUUGACGGAUCGGGGAAGAGGGCAAAAUUUGCUCUGGAUUGGUUCUGGCUGCGUGAAUCCGAGAAGGAUGGCGCAGGUGAACAACUGGAAUUGGUUAUGAAGAUUAGGGAAACAAUGAAAGAGUACAAUGACGCGUUAGUACAACAAGCCAAAAUUCUGAAGUAUCCAAAGCCUAGCACUUGGGAUCUCCACCACAUCCAGAACUAUCUCCAGUCUGCAGCAAUGGGCGACCUUGCGUUAAAUGGAGACGACGCAGAGAUAUGGGGCUCUGCAUGCAAUCGAAAGUCCUACAAGCCAGAUCUGGUGACUCUAUGUCCUCGCGCAAAGAAGGACGCCUUUUCAGCAUGGGCUGCGGAGAAUGCCAUCACCAACCUCUUCAGGUGUGGCUGUGCUCGACACAUGAAGCCUUCCCGCGUUCAUGGAGUGGUCGGCUACGAAGAUAGCACUAUCUAUCGCAUUACGUACUGGAUCACCAGUAUUCUCGCGUCUCUCAUACCGAUAGCAUCUAUCGCCGUGCUGUACCGCGUUCAGUCCAUGAAUGCAAGACUGGGGAUAAUUGCCGGGUUUAAUGUUCUGGUUUCUAUCUGCUUGAUGGGUUUGGCUAACGCGAAACGCGCCGAGAUGUUUGCUAUCACAGCUGCGUGA